Molecule: messenger RNA, 1529 nt
Organism: Photinus pyralis (common eastern firefly)
Lineage: Eukaryota; Metazoa; Arthropoda; Insecta; Coleoptera; Lampyridae
Product: cysteine and histidine-rich domain-containing protein
Exons: 5
Coding region: 121-1137 (338 amino acids)
Source: RefSeq, a predicted model, not a curated record
UUACCAUGCGCAUGUUGGGUUGACAGUUGCAAAGAAAAAUCAAAUUUGGUUUUCCACUCUCAUAAAAUCCUCUUAAAAUAGUUUCUCUAAACUUUUUAUAAUCAAUUUUAAACAAAAAAUAUGGAAACCGAAAGUACCCUACUGUCGUGUUACAACAGAGGUUGCGGUCAGAAGUUUAACCCCCUCGAGAACCCCAAAGACGCCUGUCGCCAUCAUCCCGGUUUACCUUUCUUUCACGAUGCAUACAAGGGAUGGUCCUGCUGCAACAAGAAAUGUACAGAUUUCACCGAAUUUUUGAACAUUAAAGGCUGCUCGUAUUCGAGCCAUUCAAAUGUUAAACCGGCCGAGCCAGAAAAACCUGUAGUUAAAGAGGUGGAAAAGGAGAUUGUGCAAGUCAAACCGAUGGUUCCCGUUGAAAUUAAAAGACCCCCAAUUGACACACCGAUGACGACAAUGAAACCAGAAAUAGCGCAGUCUUUAAAGCAAGCUUUAAACAACGUUGUUGAACAGGAAGCGGUUAAUAUAAGUGAUAGAUCGGAAAGUAUACCGAUCGGCACUACUUGUAAGAACAAGGGAUGUUCCGUUUCGUACGAAGGGGAACAAAGUCAAACUACCUGCAUGUAUCAUUCGGGUCAACCAAUUUUUCACGAGGGGUUAAAAUAUUGGUCUUGCUGUCAGAAAAAAACUACCGAUUUUAAUGCAUUCUUAAAUCAGAUCGGCUGUGAAAGAGGUAAACACGUCUGGAUUGAGGAGGAGAGCAACGAUAAAGGGAUCGAAUGCAGGUGGGAUUGGCAUCAAACAGGUUCGCACAUUGUCGUCUCAAUUUACGCCAAGGAAUACUGCCCAAACAUAAGUAUCAUUCAAAUUAAUCCGAUUAGGUUGUUUACCGAUUUAGUGUUUCCAAAGCAGUCAAAUGCGAGCUUCACAUUAGACAUUGAAUUACAAAGGGUAAUUGACGUUCGUGCAAGCCAGGCGUCUAUGUACGGUACCAAGGUGGAAAUUAAAUUAAAAAAAGCGGAGCCGGGAAGUUGGACCAAACUAGAAACAGCAAGUGCCGUCAAAGCUGCUAUCAGCACUGCUAAAAAAGUAGAGACUUUGACACCAAAAAUUGAUGCAGUGGAUUUAAGUGAUUUAUAGUGCGAGAAACAAUUUAUUUUUGGUCAUUUUUUAUGACAUUUUAAACUAGAAUCCCACAUCAAUAUUUAAUGAAAUAAUUGGAACCGUUAGGUACUAAUAUAAGAAUUGAUAUUGAUUUCUGUUUGAAAUAACUAGUUUUGUUCUAACACUAAUUACAUACAGAAUUAUUUAGCAUUUUUUCUAUUUUUAUCAGGAAUUUAAUGAUGUGUACUUUUCACAAAAAAGCAUAUGAACUGUGUUUACUUUCCUGUUACUUCUUGACAAUGAGGCGUUGAAUGUGCUAGCCAUGUAAGCAUUAGGAAGGGCACUUAAUAUCAUUAAACAAGCAGCCUUGUGCACACCACAUUUACAUAGGCGUGUAAAUGAAAAAUAAAUUGAAGGUCUAAAAUGUU